Molecule: messenger RNA, 1638 nt
Organism: Paramuricea clavata
Lineage: Eukaryota; Metazoa; Cnidaria; Anthozoa; Malacalcyonacea; Plexauridae
Source: the annotation of a GenBank genome assembly
AUGUGGUCAAUCCAAAUUUUAAAAUUAAGUGAUGAAACACAACUCUACUUUUUAAACUUUGUUCAUCAAUUGGAGCAGCAGCUAAAAAAGAAGGCAUUCAAUGCUUCACAAUAUUUAUCUCAAAUACUCACAUACGGUGAUUGUCUUUUAGCUGUUCUUGGCUCUGGUGUAGGAAAAGAAGUUCUUUUCGAUGAAAAGAUCACGUUUCUUAAAAAAUCGGUGAUGUCGGAUGAUUGUUGUUCUUUGACAGAUGAAAUAUUUUCGACUAUGUCGGAGAUGUCGUCCGUUUUUUCUCCUCUGCGAUUGCUUAAUUACUAUACUAUUCAAAUGAUUAUGGACGAUAAAGAAAAUGAACAAGGUCCAAAUGUUCUUGACACAUGCCGUAACGCACUUGAUCUUUCACUUAAGCAAUGCGGUAAACAACAUUGGAAUACCGCGUUUUGUUACCUCAAAAUGGGCUUCGCUGAGAAUAAUGCUGAGAAUUAUAUAUCUGCACUUAAUGCAUUUGAGCAGGCUCUUGAAAUUAUGACAGCCACUCAUGAUGGGAGCAGCAGCAGUAAUGCUGAUCUAGCUGAUGUUUAUAUCGGGAAAGGAGAAGCAUAUAAGUUCCUAAACAAAUUUGAAUCCGCUGUUGCAUCUUUUGAAGAAGCACUUAGAAUAAAAAGGAAAUUGUUCGAUGAAAGUACUGAAGAAAUCGCUCAAAUCUUAGCUUUGCUAGGUGACUCGCAACGGUGUUUCAAUGAUUUAUCUUCUGGUCUUGCUAGACUUGAACAGGCUCUACAAAUAAGGAAAAAGCUGCAUGCUGAGAAGCCAUGCCCCUGCAGGUAUUUAAAUGUAGUUCAAUGUUACUGUAGUAUUGUACAUGUGCACAGCGCGCUUGGCAACAACACUGAAAGUAUAAAAUCUUUUAAAACUGCACUUGAAGUGAGCGCCGAUUGCGAUCAAGAGCGUUCAUUUGCACAUGGUUUAAUUUCCUUUGGACUUCUAAAUUUGGAGGGAGAUGAAAACGUGUACAUGGAAUUGUUGAAUAGUUGUUUACCUGUGAUCAAGGAAAGUUAUAGGUUGUUCUUACCUAUCCUAUAUUUGAAGUUAGGUUCGAAACAAGUUGAGUCAGGAAAGUGUAAAGCUGGUCUAGCGUUCUUUCAAGAAGCUCUUGACAUUGAGUUAGAGAUCACACUGAGAAGCAAUCUUGAUAUUCGCGAGGGGACGGUUUCAUGCUACAUUGCAAUGGUUGAAACCUUAUUUGAUAUUGGAAAGUUUAAAUUGACGAGAAAGGCAAUCGAGAGAGCAACUCAAGUAGCAGAAUCACUUCCUGAAUGUAGACAAUAUCUUUGGAUCUUUCGAUGUUAUACGUGGAAGGGCCGCAUUCAAAACAAAUGCGGGAAUAUAUUACAGCAAUUGAUUCUCUUAAACACGCACUCUUGCAGCUUCCACGAAUUUGUCAUCAAUCCUGUAAUAAAUUCGAAGAAUUUCAAUGUCAUAGUGCGAUUGCAACAGCUUAUUUCUAUGUUGGAUCUUAUAAAGAUGCGCUUACGUCAUUUUAUGAUUCAUUGUCUGUCAUUAAAGGUCGUUUGCCAGAAGGAAGCGAGGAUGAAGCUCAACUAUAUCUCCGUUUGGCGAAAGUGGCCCAAAAAAUGA